AUGGCGACGGUUACAACUCAAGUCAUGACUCCUCCGGCUGAGGAUGUUGAGGUUUCUAUCUCAGACCUGGCCUCAAACAAAGCCAACGGCCAGGCCGAUCUGCAAAAGGACACAAACAACCUCACGGAAACCACAGAGCAGCCACACAGUGACGGAGAUAAGGACCAUGGUGUCGGACAACUCCAGGAGCGGUUCGCGGCCAUGGAAGCCAAGCUAAAGCUCAUCGACAGCAUCGUUGAUCUCCGCCAAACAUUCGAGAAGCUCGAGAGGCCCGAACAAGAGGUGUCGAAGGAUGGCGUUGCGAUCGAGUCAAUGACACUGAACGAGCUGUCGAUGCAUCACGAGGCGCAUCUCGACUUUUACUGGGACGCCAUGUGGUUCAUGAAAAGGGCCAGGGACUCGCACGAUUCUCUCUUGAAGGUCAAGAAGAUUAUGAAGGAGAAGCGAGAUGCAGAGUUGUUGGCAAAGUCUAAGAGCUUGACUGGCAAGGAAUCGGAGUCGUCCAGGAAAUUGAGUGUUGAUGCGUUUCUCAAGGGAGAAAAGGCCAAGGUUCUUCGGGUCGAUUGGCUGGUCUUUAUUGCGAGCAAGGGUGAGCUUGAAAACUCUAUCCUGACUCCGAUCGAGGUUGUGUCCUCAGAGCCUGAGCCUCAGACGAUUCUUCAACUCCCUGUGAAUCGUGCAGGAGGGCCAGUCAAGGCAAAGUCCUCAGGCCAUCGCGUUGUGGACACGGACAAAGACCAAGAGUCGGCUGGCGAACGAUCCCUGCCUGAGAGAAUCAAGAUUCACUCUGGCCCGUUGGUGGCCAUAUUCUGCCGAAUCAUGGACAAGAAGGAAUGGAGUGUUGCCAAGGACAAGUCCAUGGUGUUUCUGCGGCCAUACCGACAGUUGGUUUAUCACGAGACCAAGCUGAGGGAGUAUCUUGCGGACCUGGAGAAACAGUUUGAGGGCUAUGAUGGAACUGAGCCGCUUCCGGAAGCAUCAGAGGAACAGGAGGAGGGCGGCAAGGAAGUAAAUGAGUCUGAAGAGGCUUCAGAGUCUAUUUCUGGGAAAGAGUCUAAAGGGAAGAAAGACGAUGAUCAACCAGGGGAGUCGAAUGGCGUGGUUGAAGAAUCACAAAAUAUCGACAAGACUGAUUCUCAGGACAAGCAGGAUGAGGAAAAGGGUGAAGAAGACGAGAGUAAGGAGGAUGAAGAAAAGGAUGAAAAACACAACACCAUCACUGGGCUUCUUCACCUCCGAUGCUUGAUGGACUUUUUCGACAAGAAUAUCAAGGCAAAGCUCGACCAUAUGAACAGCCCUGACUACACUCAUGUCUCAUUCCACGAUGUCUGGCACCUCUUUAAGCCAGGAGACAGGGUGGUUGAUCAGACUGAGAAGCAGGCCUAUGUCAUUCUACGCGUACAGACGCCGCGACACAAGGUUGAGGAGCCGUGGUUGCGUUGGUACAAGAAGCCAACGAACAAGAAUGACAGUGAUAGCGAAGAUGAGGGAGAUGAUGACGAGGGAGAGGAUCCUGUCAUGCUUCACUGCGUCUAUAUCGACUUUGACGGCAAGCAGUUUGGACCAGUCUCGAAAAAGUUCAAGAUUCCCCAGUUUGGCGAACUUAAGGAUAUCAGGUCCCUUCCUGUGUAUCCUUUCCGACAUGCCAAGAACAAGCAUCUUCAAGAGGAUUUUAUCAAGCGUGGCAAGAUGCUUCUCGACGUGGCCAAGUUUAAGCCCAUGUACUACAUGGGUCUCACGCUGGAUACGCGAGAUGAGAUUGAUAGUCAAGUCGUUGUGGAUUUCAACGAGGCGUUGGCUGACGAGAAGAGACGAAAGAAGUGGGAGCCCACGAUUGGACCAGUUGGUACAGCUCCGGAUGAUAGGGAUGAUGAGCCUUGUAUGGCGUCUUGUUGUGAUGGACAGGCUGUGCAUGACGGCGAGUAUAUCGACUCGACUUUGACUGAGAACUAUGUCAGAAGCCUUAUUCCAAAGACUUCUCUUCGAGCACCGUCUUUGUUGUUGUCUCCUAGGCCAUUGGAGGAUUUGGGCAGCGUGGAAGGGCUCACUGAAGAGGAGCUUGUCGUCAUGACGUAUCGAGUAUUUGCCUUUGUGUUGCGAAGUCGAAAAUGGGCUCAACUCGAUCUCACUUUUCUUCGGUACGAAAAUGCCGACGCGAGGAGUGUGUCGAUCAACGCGUUUGAGCGGCUCGAGUUGCCGGCGGGUCACAGAGAGAUGGUCAAAUCUCUUGUCAUUCAGCACUUUCGGUCGAGACAGACGGCGUUCACGAAGGAUGAGCAGACUGAUUUGAUCAAGGGGAAGGGUAAGGGACUUAUCAUGUUGUUGCAUGGAGCACCUGGAGUUGGAAAGACGACUACUGCUGGUUUGGCCCCGCUAUGCCUUGGUAGCCGUUCUGACUUGUUAGGUGAUCUUGGAACUACUGCUCGCGAGGUUGAAGAGGAGCUUGAGAGGAACUUUGCCUUGGCCAGUCGAUGGGGUUGUAUCUUGCUUCUGGACGAGGCUGAUGUCUUCCUAUCUGCACGAGAGCGCAUGGACUUUACGCGAAACGGCUUGGUUGCUGUGUUCCUCCGAGUUCUGGAAUACUAUACUGGUAUUCUGUUUCUAACCACUAACCGUAUCGGCGAUUUUGACGAAGCGUUUGCAUCUCGGGUACAAAUGAGUCUGUACUAUCCAGAGCUCGAUGAGGAAAAGACACUCAAGGUAUCCGCAACUUGUGUCAGACGGCUCUCGCGUUGGCAGAGUUUGACGCUCAAGGAGUUGAAGCAUUUCAAGACUGUGCAGACUGCGUAUCUCAGCUUCGGGGAGUACCUGGGUGAUAUUCGCGGAACAAAGGGCGAUCGAAGGGCAAUUGACUAUGGCCUGAGGGCGAGACAGGAUACGCCCUAUCAGACCAAGGCUAGCCGAUUUGCACAGAAAGCGGAGGAGAUGAGUUCUCAAGAGUGGCACGGACAUGCUACGACCAUGUCUUCUGACGCUUCGCAUUAUCGGGUUGCUUCUCAAGGGGAUCCGUUUCAGCCUUUGAACCAAGGGCACAUGCAGCCCAACCAAGGCAUGGGCGUAUCUUCGCAAGGGUACCGGCAAUAUCAGCAGCCGCAACAACAACAGAUGGCGCCGAUGGGCAACAUGGGCUUCGGCAUGGCCGGACAGGGACCAAGUCAGACGGACCCUCGCAUGAUGCAGAACCAGCAGCCGGAUGGACAGUUCAUGCGGUACCAACAAAACAAUCAAGGUUACCAGCAGAACAACCAGAGUGUCCCUCGGAAUACAAACGUCAACUUUCAGGGGUCGCCUAUUCCUCAGAAUAGCUUCCAGAGUCAGCCUGAGCAGGGGUACGGGGGUGUUUCUGUUCACCAGGUCAUGGGGUCACAGGUGCAAGUCCCAUCGAUUUCCAUGGGAGACUCUUCUUCUCAGGGCUUUGCGUCUGGAUCUCAGACGGGACAGGAUAUGUUUAAUGAGCAGAAUCAUAGACACUUUGUCGGGAAUGAGGGGGGUCGCAUGUAA
This is a messenger RNA of Fusarium vanettenii 77-13-4, 3501 nucleotides long. RefSeq lists its product as uncharacterized. The transcript is spliced from 7 exons. Bases 1 to 3501 code for a protein of 1166 amino acids. Gene Ontology annotation, molecular function: ATP binding; ATP hydrolysis activity. NCBI's taxonomy places the organism in Eukaryota, Fungi, Ascomycota, Sordariomycetes, Hypocreales, Nectriaceae. The record is from RefSeq and is a predicted model, not a curated record.